AACAUCAAAAUUUAUAUUUUUCACGCUGACUUGUUGUUCGUGACAUGUGUUCAUAUCAUGAUAGUUUGAAAUCCGAAAAUCCUCUUUUGAUCUUUCAAAUCAUCUUAUAUUCGGAAAAAGAAAUCCGAUUACUUUGUUUACACCGCGAAUUUGUAAUAAUUCACCAGAACGCCUUAGGCUGGAGGGAAUAACCGAUAAAACAACUUUCCAUAAUUUUUUUACUUCAUUAUUUUUUUAAAAUUCAUUUCCAACGAGAACGCAUUUCUUAUAAAUUGCGUUUUAUCUCUCUGAGAAAUCCUCAUCUAACUAAAUAUUACCAACACGUGUUCAAUAAAUAUUAGCAUAUAUAUGUAGUAAUUAGUAGUUUAAAUGUCUUUUGAUGAAGAUGGUUUAUCACGUCACAUGAUAUUCGACAGUGUUUAAAGGUAAUGGGAAAUGUUACGAUUAAAAACGCAUUCAUCCACGUCCAGCAACCACAUGCACUUAACUCCUCUCGCUGUUAACAUCAUCGUUGUUAAGAAAAUGCAGGAAUCACAAGCCAUAAAAAAUGGUCGAACGUAUUUGGAGAAUAAACGCCGCAUUAUGUUAGGAAUUAGUCCAGGAAACCCGUUUUUUUAUGAAAAGGGUAAUUUGGUAAAAAUGCUACAAAUUGCAAAGGAUAAUUCAAAUGACAAGAUCAUGAUGUUCAUUGCGGAUAAAAUAAGUGAACAUAACUACAGAGCUGUUGGCAGCAAGAAUCCGGAAAAAUCUGCCAGAGUGAAAGCAAAUCGUCUUCGCCAUAAAUGUGAAGAAGCAAUCCGCUCAUGUCAAAUGCAGGAUGAUUCAGUCGAAUACAUAAACUGGGUUCGUGAUGUCGAGAGUUCAAGCCACUACGUUGAUGCGUUAAAAUACGUGAAGCAUUUGUAUGAAGUUAAUGAUCAAUUUCAAAAAGAUGUCAAGGAAUGUACACAACCUGCUCUGGUCUCUAUGAAACAUGGUCGUGAAAGAAGCAUGCCAGAAGGCAGUGAUGCUGCGAUUGAUUUAGAUGAAGGAGUUAAAUACCCUCUAAAAGAGUUGGCAUUCUUUUCCGUAAUUCGCGAUAUCUACGAGGGGUGUGAAGAGUUUGUGUUCGUCUAUCAUCGACCAUGGUCUGUGUUAGAAAAGUAUUUUGAUGGUGGAUACGACAAUGUCUCCAGACCAAGUUUAGGAUUUUAUGUUUUUGAAUAGAGCAAACAUAAUUAGGUGGAUGAAA
Dendronephthya gigantea is the source of this 1231-nucleotide messenger RNA. RefSeq lists its product as uncharacterized. The transcript is spliced from 2 exons. The record is from RefSeq and is a predicted model, not a curated record. The coding region runs from base 436 to 1206 and encodes 256 amino acids. NCBI's taxonomy places the organism in Eukaryota, Metazoa, Cnidaria, Anthozoa, Malacalcyonacea, Nephtheidae. Gene Ontology annotation, molecular function: aminoacyltransferase activity.